GCGCUUUGGCACUCGCGUAAAACCGCGCUCUUUUGGCGCUGUCGCCGACAAGGCACGCCAUUUGUCCCAAGCACCUAUCGUCGUGCACGUAUAACGCGUUUGCAUCGACUACACUCGGGUAGCACCUCACAGCAAAGCUGCACCUUACAGCAAGCUGCACUCGGCUGCAACCUGCAGCAGCUGCAGUCUACAAGCCGCACUGCACCCAUUCAACAGCAAAGCUGCACGGCACCCAUUCAACAGAGCAAGCACCGCACGGCAUUGAUCACCAUGGUGCCGCGCGUGCCGCAGCACCUCCUCAACGCCGCGCUGAAAAAACUCACCCUCCUCUUGGCGGCCGCGACCUUGAUCAACGAAGCCAAACGGAAGAAGAACGCGCCCCUCAAGCUUCUUCCCGAUAGGACCUUCGUCGCGACAAGGGCCCGAGAAGAGCUGAAGACGGUGUACUUCCUGCGGCACGGCGAGAGCCAGUGGAACGAGGCGCAGGCGAAUCGCAAUCCCGUGAAAAUGUUCGGCAAGUUCGACCACGCCCUCACGGCCGAAGGCCUGGAGCAGGCCGACCGGCUCGCGAGGCGCAUCGCGAAGACACCGCAGUGGAAGGACGAGCGGCGCGCGUUCGAGCGCUGCACCAUGAUCUACUGUUCACCCUUGACGAGGGCGCUGCAGACGUGCCUCGUGGCGCUGCGAGAUCAUCCUUGUUUGAGGGCGUCAGGGAAAGGAGUGACGCUCGUGCCGGCUUGUCGAGAACUCUGCUAUCCUGUUGGCGGUUUUGACUCUAUAAGAGGAACAACAGGAUCGGAGAUUUUGAGGCGGGCCGUGCGCCGCGCGAAGAAGGUCGCUCCAAAAACGCAACUCAAGUCCAUCAGCAGAGGAACAGUAAAAGUCGACGUGACCGAGGCCGAGGCGGACUGGUGGGGCCCCGAGGGGCCUAGAGCGGUGACGGACCGCAUGCAGGCUUUUGUGGACCGCUUGCGGACGUCGGAGGAUGACGACAUUAUUGUCGUCGGCCAUUCCUUAUUCUUCAGGACCGUUUUUGACAACUUCGCGUCUUCCGAGGCGAAGGCGAGGGACGAGACGCUGGCGCACCUCUCAAAGAAGAAAUUGAAGAAUGCGGCGAUCGCGCGCGUCACGCUGAACUGCUCGGCGGCGCGCUACCCGAUCGUCGGCGUCGAGCUCGCGUUUCCCGAGGGGGAGGACGAGUAACUUCUGGUGUUGUGG
This is a messenger RNA of Pelagomonas calceolata, 1218 nucleotides long. Lineage: Eukaryota; Pelagophyceae; Pelagomonadales; Pelagomonadaceae. The record is from the annotation of a GenBank genome assembly.